Molecule: messenger RNA, 181 nt
Organism: Trichoderma citrinoviride
Lineage: Eukaryota; Fungi; Ascomycota; Sordariomycetes; Hypocreales; Hypocreaceae
Exons: 1
Biological process (GO): sulfate assimilation
Molecular function (GO): adenylylsulfate kinase activity
Source: RefSeq, a predicted model, not a curated record
AGCAACAUCACCUGGCACCCCUCCCUCUCCCGCCGCGAGCGCAACCAGCUCCGCAACCAGCGCGGCCUCACAAUCUGGCUCACCGGCCUCUCCGCCUCGGGCAAGUCCACCGUCGCCACCGCCCUCGAGCAGCACCUCCUCCACCUCGGCCUCGCCGCCUACCGCCUCGACGGCGACAACG